AUGGAAUGGAAUUUAGCGCAUUUUGAAGUUGCACUGGAAAUUUUUAUUUGUUCGCUAAAACAAACACAGUGUGAAAAAAUUCGAUGUCCAUAUGGGUCGAAAUGCGUUGAAUCAAGUGGCGAAUGCAUCUGUAGAACUGCAUGUCAUCGAAAAGGAAUUGCUGUUUGUGGUACUGACAGUGUAUCGUAUCCCACAGAGUGUCAUCUGUCAAUACGAUCAUGUAAAAAUACAAAGUUGGGUAAACCGGAAAUUCGAAUGAAACAUUAUGAGCAGCAGAAUCCAUGCGCCGAUUUACAGUGUGGUCCAGGAAGUGAAUGCCUAGUUUCUGAAGUUAAUGGUGUUUUAUCUGGCCGUUGUCAGUGCCCGGAAACUUGCGAUGAUUACGGUGACAGCGUUGAGUCAUCACCGGUGUGUGCAUCUGACGGACAUGAUUAUGAAUCUCUUUGUUUGAUGAGACUUCACGCAUGCAAAACGCAGGAAAAUAUUACUGUUAAGUUUUACGGAAGAUGUGAUCCUUGUGAAGGUUUCAAAUGCGCUUUGGGUACUGUAUGUAAGUUGAAUGCGGAACGGAAGCCUGAAUGCCGUUGUUCAGAACAAUGUUCUCUUGAGAGACGUCCAGUUUGUGCGUCUGAUGGAAAUACGUACGAAAAUGAAUGCUUAAUGUUAGUGUCUGCAUGUCGCUCGGAUACUGUCUUAAGGAUUAUUUCAAAAGGGCACUGUACAGGAGAAAAUCCCUGCGCGCAGAAGAGAUGCGGCACUGGUCAAAAAUGUUUUAUUCAUAGGAACGGUACAGCAGUAUGUCGUUGCAGAGCAGCUUGUCCACCAAUAAUGAGACCAGUUUGUGGAUUGGAUGAGAAAACCUACGAUAACGAGUGUGAGUUAAAACGAAGAGCUUGCGAAAUGGGAAUUGAAAAUCAUGUUCGAUAUUACAGCUCAUGUGGCUUGGGUAUUUGUGCCGAUUCAUCCCUCUGCAAGCCCCCGAAAAUUUGCGUUUUGCGUAACAAUCAACCCGUUUGUGAGUGUGAACAGUGUAGCUCACAACUUGAUCAGGUUUGUGCCUCGGAUGGUAUUACCUAUUCAAACCCGUGUAAGAUGCGCCUGGAAGCCUGCCGGACAGGGAAAGAAAUUUUCAAGAGAUACAGGGGCGUUUGCGAAGGGUGUGCAAACGUGAAAUGUGAAUACUAUUCUUAUUGUAUGGCUGAUAAUCUUGGUGUUGGACGGUGUCGUUGCGUCGAAGACUGUUCAGCUGAAAAUCAGGAGGCAGUUUGUGCCACUGAUGGGAUAACGUACGAAUCUGAAUGUCAUAUGAGAAAGGCGGCUUGUGAACAGCAAAAAUUUGUCAUGGUUUCCUUCAAAGGUAGCUGUGAUAGUUGUUCCAAUGUGGUGUGCCCGUAUGGUCAGAAAUGUGAAGAUGGCUCAUGUUCGUGCCCAACAAGCUGCCCCGAUUCGACGCCUUAUCAAGCGGUUGUAUGCGGGGAAGAUGGUGUUCUGUACCAAUCCGAAUGUCAUCUUCAGAAAGAAUCCUGUUUGAGCGGUGCACCAAUACAAAUACGUCCUUAUGAAGAGUGCACAUCGGGAAAAUUGGCCAGUGCAUCUGUUGGUUGUAACUCUGAAAACUGUUCAUAUGGUGGGUUCUGUGUGGAUAUGAAAGGCAACGGCAUCGAAGAAUGUAUUUGUGACUUUAGCUGCAACGUGAAACCAAACAGCGAAAUAUGUGCAUCUGACGGUGCUGUUUACAAUUCAACUUGCUAUAUGGACUUAAUGUCUUGCAAACAGCAAAAGCCAAUUUACGUUAAUGGCCCAUUGGUCACUUGUGUUUAUGCUGACGAGUGUGGUUGUAAUCGAGUAGGAUCCUAUGACAGUAAUUGUGAUGCUGAUGGGCAGUGCAGAUGUCGGCCUGGAGUUGGUGGAUUGAAAUGCGAUCAUUGCGUUUCUGGUUUCUGGGGAAUCCAUUUGAUUGUGCGAGGAGCAGUCGGAUGUCAACCUUGUGGUUGUUCGGCGUAUGGAUCUUCGCGAACUGACUGUGAGCAAUCUAGCGGUCGUUGCCAGUGCAAAAACGGCGCUUCUGGUGAGAAAUGUAAGAACUGUGCUCCCGAUUCUAUUUUAACAUCUAGCGGGUGUGUCCCGAAAGAGGAGUAUAGAGCUCCAAGAGACUGUGAGUCGACCCAGUGUUUACACGGCGCGAAAUGUGUGAUCUCGGCUACCGAUAUGCCAGACUGUAUUUGUCCGAGGCAUUGUUCAGUGGAUCAUUUUGGAAUGGUCGCGAAUAUGACAGUUUGUGGUAGUGAUGGAAACACUUAUGAAAAUAUGUGCGAACUAAUGCAGUUUGCUUGCACACAUCAAUUGGAUUUAGUUCCAGCUUCGUUAGGUGUCUGUGAUUCUGCGCGAGAUAAGGAUGAUAUCUUUAUGAGGCGAGAAAGAAAAAAAGAAGAAGCUUCUGGGAUUGGCAGUUUUUGCACAAGUGAUGAGGAGUGUAGAAUUGAAGAGUCGUUUUGUUUGAAAAAGGACUUGGAUGAUAAAGGCAUAUGCGCGUGCAAAAUAGGAUAUCAGUUCUUUCGUUCCUCGAAGCAAUGUAUUCCUGCUAUUGACCUUCGGCCGGAAUCGAAAAUUUGUCAUGGUGUGGACUGUGAGACUGACAGUCUGCGCAUAGAUGCUAAAAAAUCUCUGGAGGUUGAAAUAUGGCUCAAAGUACUAGCUCCAGACGGACUGGUCUUCUAUUGGCCUAAACUCAACAAGAACAAAAUAUACGAUAAUGGCGAUUUUGUAGCUCUUGUAAUCAUCGCAUACCAACCUCAUUUCUUUUGGAAUCUUGGUUCUGGAAUUUCUUACGUGAAAGCGUCAUCUGUUUUAUCGAGUCAUCGCUUCUACUCAAUUCGCUUUGGACGAUUUCUUCGAAAUGGUACAAUUCAGGUGGAUUCGGGAUUUGUGGCUCGCCAAAGCUCUUUGCCGAAAAAUCAACAUUUGGAUGUAUAUGGAUCAGAUCUAUUUAUUGGAGGCGUACCAGACCAGAAGAUGCUUCCUUCCUUUAUUUCUGAAUUUGUGUUUCGUUUCAAAGGUGCAAUUCAACAACUUAGUAUAAAUGGCAUUAUUUAUGCAGAAAUUUAUAAGGACUUGCGGAAAGCUGGUGACGUUCGUUUCUACGAAGGUGCCCCAUGUCUUAAAGGCAUUUGUGGUGAUGGUUUCUGUUUUGCAAAGUUGAAUAAUUUUACGUGUCAAUGUCCGCCUGAUACAUCUGGAUCUCAAUGUGAAAAAAAAGGAGCCGAGUCAAAUUAUGAUGUUGGAGCUUAUUUUACUGGUGAUUCAGAAUACUCUUAUUUUAAUCGAGUUACUCAUGGCUUGAAGGGACAGCGUUCAGUAAAGUUUUCGUUUUGGUUUAAGACUGCAGCAUCUGAAGGCCUUAUUUGGUGGGAGAACAAAGGGGCCAGUAUCCAAAAUGAUUACUUAGGGUUGUUCUUACAUAAUGGAAGAUUAGGACGAAAGAAUCGUGUGGAGUUACGAGUAGAUGCUGAAUCAAAUCUUUACUUUGCACCUGAGAAUUCUACAGGGCUGAAUUCCGACGGUGUUGUUUGGAUAGGUGGGAAAAAACAGCUACCAUCUGAACUUCCCUUACGCUCAUUGUUUCGAGGAUGCAUAAAAAAGGUUUUAAUUGAGGGUUAUCGACUAAGACUGCAAGAGGAUGUGUUGUCUACUAAGGGACCAAGUUCAUGUUCGGAAUAA
Messenger RNA from Enterobius vermicularis (human pinworm), 3717 nucleotides. Lineage: Eukaryota; Metazoa; Nematoda; Chromadorea; Rhabditida; Oxyuridae. The record is from the annotation of a GenBank genome assembly.